UACAUGACGCGUGAUUAGACUGCAGAAUUAAUAAAAUCUGAUUAAUGAAUUUCUGAAUGGUCCUUUGAUAAUUAAAACUUGGAAAGAGAAUUAUUUUUCUUGUUAUAUACCUGAUGUCUUCCACUAUGGUUCGCGCGCUAAAUGGAGGUGGCGCCAUCAUUACUGUUCAAUGCAAUGAAGAGGCGACGUUCAUUCGGAUUGACGUUGCGGAGGAUUCAACUCGCAAGCAGUAUUAUUUUGGGAAUUUUAUUUUGCCCCAAUUUACGAAUAUGAGUGCGAAAAUUGGUACAAAUAUGGCAAAUGGAACUUUGGAGGAGACAUCUACUAGGAAAGCUAUCCUGACUGUUGGAUUAAUUUUCCUAACUUCGUUGGCUGUGCUCUGCUAUGUUUACACAAGCUUUCCAGAACUGGCAGAAAAUGAGAAACAGCACAUGAAACUACCAUUGGACAUAGAUGAUGCCAAAAAUCUUGGAAAACUGCUGGAUAGAUACAAAGAACUGUAUUACUUUGAAGUUCUUACAGGACUGUUCAUCACAUAUAUAUUUUUACAAACGUUUGCAAUACCAGGAUCCAUUUUUCUUUCCAUAUUAUCAGGAUUCCUCUUUCCAUUUCCUAUCGCCCUGUUGUUGGUCUGCAUGUGCAGUGCUAUUGGAGCUACGCUGUGCUACCUUCUUUCCUCUAUACUUGGAAGAAAGUUAUUGUACAAAUAUUUUCCUGAGAAAGCUAACGAGUGGGCAAUAACGGUAACUAAGCAUCGGGAUCACCUCUUGAAUUACAUGUUAUUCCUGAGAAUGACACCGUUACUGCCUAAUUGGUUUAUAAACUUGGCGAGUCCUGUGAUAGGGGUGCCAAUGGUGCCAUUCACUGUAGGAACAUUUUUUGGUGUAGCACCACCAUCCUUCGUAGCCAUUCAAGCUGGACAAACAUUGCACAAGCUGACGUCCUCGCGUGACGCCUGGUCCUGGAAUAGUAUGAUAAUACUGUGUGUCUUUGCACUACUUUCCUUAGUUCCUGUAAUCUUUAAACAGACAUUUAGGCAAAAGUUCGAUUGAAUCGUACUCCAAUUAAUUAAUAUAACAUUCCCGCGAACAGGAAAACAUAGUAAAUUCAACGAUGGCAAGAAGUUAUUUAUUUCGUAGCGAUAUUUAUUUAUAUUUCCUCAACGCGCACGACAAGGGCUGGACGUGAGUCGGUGCUCAAAAUUUAAAUUCAAAUCGCCUACUGUAGACAAUAGGAUGUAUUAUAUUACCUUGCGUUUCCGUGUGAUCUUAGGUAACUAUUACUCCGUAACGGUAUAGCCUAAAACUUUAUUAUCGCUACAUUGUGUUCCUUCACGGUAAAUAUUUAGGAAACACUGUCCCCCUUUAUGGGAGAGACAUUAAUUGUAAAUAAUAUGAACAGUUCGAUGCGCUGCGUGCAGCCACGCUUGUAUAUGACUAUAGAAUAAUAUAUUUGCGUGUUAAUAAAAUAUCACGCGACAUAACUUG
This is a messenger RNA of Cephus cinctus (wheat stem sawfly), 1487 nucleotides long. It is a transcript of the gene stas, whose product is annotated as transmembrane protein 41B. Bases 114 to 1052 code for a protein of 312 amino acids. Lineage: Eukaryota; Metazoa; Arthropoda; Insecta; Hymenoptera; Cephidae. The transcript has 4 exons. Gene Ontology annotation, cellular component: endoplasmic reticulum membrane. The record is from RefSeq and is a predicted model, not a curated record.